AUGCGGUUACCAGUCACCGAAGUAUUCGCUAUAAUUUUAGCUGUGGUAACGAUUUUCCAUCCUGUCGAUGGUAAGGACCCAUGGUUAUAUGACACAGGUAAUUUGUUGAGCAGUGUAAUAGAAAUCACUUCUGAUUACUCAGAACUUCGAUGGAGAAUGGAUAGUAGAGAUGAUGGGUGUCCUCGUGAAAUGGGAAAGUGGCACUGCUAUAUGCUACUAUUCACCAAGAUGAUUCCAGUGCUUGAGCAGUUUCUAAUCAGAAGUAAACUGCACGAAGAAGCGCCCAAUAGAUAUGCAAUGUACAUUUAUUAUAACCUUCACAGUAUGAAAUAUGACAAUUUACCAGACCUAAUAAAACAAAAAUUCCUGGAUAGCCCAAGUCUUAAAAGAAAAUACAACUCUGAUUUUGUACGCCUGGUUGGAAACCUCAUAGAUGAUGUUUAUCCGGUUACCCAGAAAGAUCCGUCGCUUCAAAAAAGCGGGUAUGUUUUUCCCUUAAAAAGAGAGUGCGCUAAACUACCAACCCGAAAUGUCCCAGCAUUAUUAGUCAAGAACGUUUGCCCGACCCUUUCGAACUGCGCCAUUUCCUUUUAUUCAAGUUCCACCAAUGCGUGCGGAGAAAACAACGAAUGCGACGUAGAGAAGGCCAUUCCUCUGAUGAUCGGAGUGAUUUGGUAUAAAAUAAUCUUUGCAAUCGUGGACAAAUUUUGUCCCGACAGAUGCUCUGGAGAGAAUGGAUGUGACAUGCAGGAAACGCUAGACAGCAUUGCUAAACAGGUGGAUAUGGUAAAAAACUUCCUGAGUAUGCUCCCAUUGAAACAAUUUGAUCACUUUUACAAAGACGCCCUUACAAGAAGAGCUUACUCUCAAAUAGGAGAAGCCAUGAAGAUUAUCAGCGAAAACGAAGAGAAUUUUUCCAGGGCCGGUUAUGCUUGUCGAGAAAUAAAAGCUCCAGCGGGUUGUGAAGUUAUGGAGUUUUAUUCAAGUUACCUUUUACUAAAGAAACUUAAGAAUGAACGACUUCAAAAAGGAAAUACCAGGGAUCUUACUUUGCAUGAGAAUGUGGACCACGCCAAAAUAAUUCAGCUGAAACACGAAGCUAUUAAACAUACCCAGGUGUUGAGCGCCAUUGAUCAGCUAAACAAAAACAUGGAAGCACAUGUCAAAGGUAUUUCUUCUUACUUCCAAGGCAUCGCGAAGUUUGAUCAAGGCAUAGCAAACGCUGACGUGGCGUUUAUAGGAGGCAAACUUGACGAAUUUAAUAAUAGAUACACUGCGCUGCAAAACAAGGUAAAAGACGACGUUAAAGCGGCAAUGAUUGCGAUGACAAGCCUUUUGUCGAUUCAGUUGGUCGAGGAGACGGUAGCUCUCGUUACGAAGAUAUUGGAGGAGUCAAAUCCCAUUUCAGUGAUAUUCACCGGCGUUGAUACAAAGGGAAUACGAGACCAGGCCAAGGUCGUUGCAGAUACAGCAGCAAAAUUAGCACACGGAAUUACACUCGUUGUAAAAUUGGGUGAGCUCGCUACCGAUACAGAAAAGAUUGGAACUGACCUGCAAGACAACCGAAAGCAACUGGCAUCAUUGAAGACAAUGGUUAACAAGAUAAAGAGUAACUCGGGAGACACCAUUGGUGAUGAUGCAGAGGAGUUUAUCGAAAACUACUCUAAUUACCAGCCAAAAGUAGACAGGCAACGGAUGAGGGGUAACAUAGCUUUGUGGGGAGCUUUCAAAGAUUCAACCUGCGAUCUGUUACAAGGGGUACAAGGAAUCGCAGGGUCCACAGGAAAGGCUGUUGCUAAUGGGUUUCUAUUGUGUGAAAAGUUGGAGGGGACAAUUGCCGAGUUUGACGCCCUGAGGGAGAAUAUUUUUGAAUUUCAAUUUGAGUUAGUGGACAGCCUAUCCAGAGUCGUACGUGGUAAUGUAGCGAAGAAGUUAGCUGCUUCCAUUGGACGGCAAACGAACGAUAUGUUUAAGGCCCAUCAACUUUUAGGCGGAUUUUUGAUGACACAGCUUUUUAUUCAGUCUCAAGCCUUUUUAUACUGCGACAAACUCGAGUAUAGAAACGAAGGACAAACGGUUGGGCCUUGUUCGCCAGAAAGUGGGCUCUUCACCAAUAGUGACUUGGACAAUCUUGUGGCGUUUACAGAUCAUCGACACUACAUCUCGAUCGAACGGACAGUUCAUAUUCCAUCAAGGCCUCAAUACAGCGGGGAUCUGGGUUUCAUUAACGUUUACACGUUAGCAACAAAUAAGACUGUCUCGUUCAGACUACCUCAAAAUCUGACCUGGCUGUAUCAGUUUGACUGGAGUUUGAUUGGCGAGUCGCACGCUGCAUAUGUGGAGAACUUCCAGCUGUUUUUGCCAAACAAAGAAUACAAGACGGGUUCCGAGAAAGUGAAGACAUCAACCCGUAUAGUACUCACAGCCGAAACUGAGACGGGGAGCUUCAUCUCUGCAAACACAAAUAACUCGGUGCUGUACAAGUUACCAGAGCGACAAACAUCGUAUGUUACAGUAUACCAAGAAGGUUAUCGAAGUUCAACUUGCUCCAACGAAAUUCCUAAUCCGUACAGUCUCUGCAACAAUCUUCCCAAGAUUUGUCACACAACCUCCAACGUCGCUGGUGAUAGCCUUCUUCCUACAACAUUGUCGAGAUGGAGGGUCACGUUAAAUGUCCAGUCUGGAGGGCAGAAAGUUGAAUGGAAAGCGCCCAACUCUACGACAGACCUUUACCUCAUUGCCAAGGUAACGCUUCGGAUGCUUCCUCGCAAGUCUCUGGCAGGUUCAAGAUCGUCCGUCCCAACAUCACCGCCCGAUGAUGUUUGUUGCCAAGGCAACACCUAUCGCGCGUCACUCGUUAGCAGUAAGUGUGAAAACUGCCCAGAUGAAUCCACUUCAAGGCUUGGGGGAUACUAUUGCGAAGGAAACCCAUCCACACCUGGCGGGAAAAAGCACCGUGUUUUUCAGCGAAAAGAUUCACCUAAGCGUGGGCUUUUCACCAAAAGAGGGGUUCUCCCCAAGAAAGGAACCGAAGCAUAAUCCGCGUACAAGAAAUUCUCAUCAUUAA
Molecule: messenger RNA, 3067 nt
Organism: Porites lobata
Lineage: Eukaryota; Metazoa; Cnidaria; Anthozoa; Scleractinia; Poritidae
Source: the annotation of a GenBank genome assembly